AUGUACCCAAUCACGUGGACCGAUUCUGUAUCGUCUUAUACUACUUGUAGUGACUCAGUCAAAGAUGAAUUGGCGUCUGACGAGUUGACAACGGAUUCAGCUACCGACGAACGUCCACAGCUUUAUAAGUCUCUCUCUGAACUGUUGAUGAGGCCGAUUCAGGUGCAUGGCCCCACCUCACUUUCUGUCUGUCAGACGAUGAACGUCUCUUUAGUUUGUGUGUGUGUCUGUGUCUGCAUAUAUCGUGGAGUUGUCUGCCGUUGGAUAAUCACCCCGACGGAGAUGCACCGACCGACUGAUUGCGCCGAUCGAGGUUUUCUGCUGCAACAUAUUGUUAAUUUUUCUCCUGUUGCCUUAGAAAUAGUUUCCACGUCCGCCUCAGACAACGCGAUAAAGCAUACGAGUUUUCUGGGAAACAUACAACCAGUUUCGAGCAUACUUCGGCCAUUAAUGGAUCUGGCGCAGGUAGCCGGCCGAGUCGUACUGAGUUCGCAGAUGAAACUUGGAGAUGUUGGAGGGGACAAACGAAUUCGAGUCCCUUCCUAA
Molecule: messenger RNA, 546 nt
Organism: Protopolystoma xenopodis
Lineage: Eukaryota; Metazoa; Platyhelminthes; Monogenea; Polystomatidea; Polystomatidae
Source: the annotation of a GenBank genome assembly